This is a messenger RNA of Fusarium keratoplasticum, 6465 nucleotides long. RefSeq names its product Autophagy-related protein 2. The record is from RefSeq and is a predicted model, not a curated record. The transcript has 3 exons. Gene Ontology annotation, biological process: autophagy of mitochondrion; autophagosome assembly; reticulophagy. Gene Ontology annotation, molecular function: phosphatidylinositol-3-phosphate binding. Gene Ontology annotation, cellular component: extrinsic component of membrane; phagophore assembly site. Lineage: Eukaryota; Fungi; Ascomycota; Sordariomycetes; Hypocreales; Nectriaceae. Bases 1 to 6465 code for a protein of 2154 amino acids.
AUGGCGGCAUUCUUCCAGUCGUUCCGGAGCUCCUCCAUGCCAAAGAGGUUGCUCCGGUAUGCCCUGUCACGGUUGGAACUCCUCGAUGCCGACGCCCUCGAUUUAGAUAAUUUGGAUCUUGCCUGGGGACGGAAUACGGUCCUCGAGUUUCGUGAUGUCGGCAUCAGACUCAAGAAGCUCGACAAGCUGCUACACCUCCCCGAGACGUUUAGACUGCAAAAGGCAAAAGUGCUACUUCUGCGGAUUAGCAUUCCGAUGGACUUUUAUACGAGUCCUAUCAUAGUCGAUAUCGAUGGCGUCAGUGUUGCUUUACAAGUGCUGGGCACAGAGCCCAAGUCAGGACGUGGAACAAAGACACCCGAUGAAGUCCCCGUUGUCCCUAAUACGGUCGAUCUGGCGCAAUCAUUCCUCGAGACGACAAAUAGAUCAGAGCGCCAAGAACUUGAGGAUGCUCUGGCUGCAGAGACGCAGGACAUGGAUGCUUCAGUAGCCAUGAGCGACGACAGCAGCGACGACGACGGCCUGGCAUAUGGCACAGGCCAGCCGCUGUCUCUACCGGCCUUCAUGGCCGACUUUUUGCAGGGCAUCGUCGACCGCAUGCAGGUCAGGAUCAAGGAUGUUAGCUUCCAGCUCGAUGUCGAGGUCCCCGUCGAGCCGAAUUCUCCUGCCAACGAGAUGGUUUCUUUCCAGCUUGCCCUCGAUAACAUCGAUGUCGAAGGAGUCACUACCCGUCCCAGCGAGGAUGGCGAAUCGCCCACAAUCGUACCCAAGGAAGGCAAGCGACAUGUCUCCUUGUCUAAUGUACGGGCAUACCUCAUAUCAGAAGCGAAUGUCUUUUCCGCUCUGGCACGAUCUCCCUCCAUGACAUCUCCCUCCGUCGCUUCCUCGCCGGCCAUGACGAGAAAUCCCCCAUCCCGUCAGGCAACCACACUCUCACUUAGCAGUCUUCAUGAGGAGUCUACAGCCUCAUCUCACUCAAUCCGAAAUGACGAACCGAUGACUUCAUCGCAUCAAACCAUCUCUCAGGAGGAACCCUUGAUUUCCUCCGAACACAGCAUCGAGCAAGCAAACUCCGUGUCUUCAUUACAGCAACACUCUCAACAUUAUUCCCAACAUGCAGGUUCUAUGGCCUCUUCUCUUGCAAGCCUCCAGGAGGACUACUCCGUGGCUCGCGAACCCCCAGAGCCCGAGUACCCCUCGAACGAUAGCGAAGACGCAUUGGAUAUUCCCUACGAAUUCUCGGAUGCUCAAGACGAAGAUGCCGAAGACAGCCCAGCGACUCCACGGGCCUCGAUGUAUCAUGACUUCAACAAUCCGCUCAAUGAGGAGCCUCUGUUCCAUUCAACCAUGAUUUCUGCCGAUCAUCCAUCUCACUCCACGGCACUUGAGAACGAGAGACCUCAGUGGGCGAACGUUGAGCGAGAGGCCAGGUCUGCCCCGGCUCUACAGCACGGUUUGCAGCCAUUCAGCCUGCAAGCCUUUCACUCAAGAACACCAGAGGGCCCCCUCAGUCGGUCUACUUCCAGUGAAAGCUUCGGUGCUGGAUCAACCGAAGAUCUCGCCCAGUCUCACAUGUACACUCACGAAGAUGCAGAGAGCAUGUACAUGAGUGCAUUCUCACAAGCAAGUUCUCGGUCUGCAGCAGUAUCGCCUCCGGCUGCUUCUCACCACACUCCACCCCCAGUGGAGCGGCUAAGCGAAUCAAUCAAGCCCGUGGAGAAGCCAGCUUCGCCUGUCGCAGAACCUGAAGUACCAGAUCUAGCGAAAUCUCACGCCUCCAUUGUGGAACCCCAGACGCCUCCUCUGGACGAGCCCAAGGCGCCUGCCGCGGAGGCAAAGGAGCCCAAGCCGUUCAUCCCGGGUGCAUGGGAUGAGGACCUAGACGAAAGCCACUCAUGGACAACACCAGCCUCAAUGAAGCGCUCAGCUCAUACUACUGAAGACGCAUCAGAUAGUGACUCCUCUGAGCCAGCCUUCUCCCGAGCCUGUAUUGCCGAGACUGAACCUGAGGCCCCAAGCACGCCUGUCAAACACCAAGACGAUGUUCCCACUCCCAAAGGACCAACACGCCUGGUCAAGGAGAUUCUCAAUCUCAAGACGAUCUCGAUAUACAUUCCUUCUCAGCAUAAGCACCUACAUGUUCAGCCUGCAUCUCCUGAGUCUGUAGCUCAGCUAUCACAGUCUUUGGGACGGUCAGCAUAUCCACAAGCGCCAGGCGCAUUCUCGGUACAUGGAGCUGCAUCCACGCAUCCGUCUCAUCCAGCGUCGAACGUAGAUGACACUCUAGAAGUGAAUCUUUCUCCCAUCAAUGUUCGCUUUGAUACUUCACUGGGCUUCUUGCUUGCCAUGGUUGUAGGGAAACUGCUUGAAGCAGUCCAAGGAAAGAAGCCGGCCCCAGCUGGAGAAAGCAAGCAGGGAACAGAUACGAAGACGCCUAAUGUGAAGCUAACACUCGAGGAAGUCAAGCUCGACUUUCUUAAUCGGCUCGGUGGAGUUUCAGACACACCCGAGCGUUACUUGGAUCCGUCCGCUUUUAUCUUUGAUCAAGAGGUCCUACUCAACCUAACACUCCAGAACUUGGUCAUCUCCACAUCUCAGACCCAGGUGCCGGUGGUUGAGGGUAAGGCCGCGACAAAACCAGCCUCUUUGACAAAGAUAGAUUUGCAAAAGUUCCGCUUCGGAUACGCCAACGGCGAUAUCAUAUCGUUCGAUAGCGGCCGGCCGAUGAGCACGUCAGUUAAAGACACGUUCCUCACCAGCGGGUCUGAUAUUGGCGUCAACAUUCUCCAGUCAGGAGACAAUAUCAGGACGAAUGUCGAAACCUUGCCGCUUGUGUUCCAGCUCGAUCUACGACGACUCGACGAAACCUUCAGCUGGUUUGGUGGCUUAAGUAGCUUCCUUAACAUGAGUGCCUCGAUCGCAUCCAGUCCUUCACCAACGCCCAAACCAGCUCCCGUUCCGCAACAGAAACCUCGAGGUGUUCGCUUCGAUACUCCUAUUGACCCAGCAGACAAGUCUGCUGCAGCAGCGAACAAGGUUAACAUCCGAAUCGGAGGGUCUUGGGUGGAGUUGGUGGGCAAAGACUGCAGUCUGACAGCAGAAACAAGUGCAAUCAAGCUCGUGAGCCGGGAUGAGGGUAUCGGAAUGGGAUGCAGUAUGAUGCGCUUGUCCGGACCUUACUUGAAGAACCCGACGUCCGAACCUGCCAUAACCACCGAAGUUGGAGGUGUUAGGAUCAAUUUCCUCAUGGCCCCUCAGGAUUCCGAUCUCGAGAAGCUCCUUGAGCUUAUUAUUCCGUCAAAGCUCCAGUUUGACGGCGGCAAUGACGAGAUCAUGGUCGAUACUUUACUCCGCCAGCGACGAAAGGGUUCGGUUCUGAGGGCGUCUGUUGAUUCGGUCAAUGUUCGCAUUCAAAACAUGGCUCAACUCUCCGUCCUCCCGGAUCUUGGAGAGGAACUUGCAAAGCUCUCGACCGUGGCGAAAUACCUACCGGAAGACGAUCGUCCUGGUCUGUUGACACUCGGGGAUAUUGAAAAGGUGGGUGUCAGUCUGGACUUUGGCGGGAAGCUGGGCCACUUUGGCGCCGAGUUGAAGGGACUGAACGUUGGUCACAUCACCGUACCGUCACUCAUUGCCAUCGCGGUAAACGGUAUCUCCCUAAAGAGAAACCGGUCAGAAGAGCUUGUCAGCACUGUGUCAUUCGUCAAGGAGAUUUCACCUCGAGGCCCGGUUAUCAUGGCAAGGAUGAUCGGCGACGACAUCGAGCCCCUGAUCAAGAUAAAGAUGCAAGAUUUAUGCAUCGAUUACCGAGUUCCUACCAUCAUGGAUAUCCUGGACCUUGGAGAUGAUGCAACACCCCAGGACUUUGAGGCAAGCCUCGCUGCGUCCGUGGCGAACCUAGGCGACCAAGCACACAAUGUCCUUACAAGACCGCCUGGCUCUCCGUCUGACAAGUCAAAGGCUGCCAAUCCCAUGACCCUGGAUAUUGGCUUCCGCGACUGUCUUCUUGGACUGAACCCCCUCGGCCAUUCUUCCAAGCUAGUCAUCUCACUUACUGAUGCUCACCUUAUCGCCGUGCUACCCAAGGACGUGGACACAAGUGCCACCUUUACCAUCAAAAAGUCGUCCAUUUUGCUCAUUGACGACAUCGCCCAGUUUACAAUCGACGCACCACCAGCUACCCAGAGACCCCGUGCGUCGUCAUCGACAUCUCGUCAGGUGACGGACAUGUGUGCCCGGGGAUACGUGGAGAUCUGCUACAUCUCAUCCACCAAGGUCAUUGUAGAUGUCAAGGCUCUUCAGGAUGACGAGAAGCAGCUCAAUGUGGAGGUUCAAGAUGGCCUCGUUGUCUUGGAAACGUGUGCAGACUCGACACAAACUCUUAUUGCAUUGGCCAACGCUCUCAAGCCCCCAACGCCACCCAGCAAAGAGGACAAGUAUCGAACAGACCUGAUCCCCGUUCAGAAUCUCCUCGCCUCCAUAUCGGCAGAGGCGUUCGGAAGGGCCGAGGGAGACUACGACUUUGAUCAGGACUUUGCAGGAGCUCAAGAAAUGGCAGGCAGUGGUUCCGACGCUGGGUACAACACAGACAGCCCACUGCAAGUCGAGUCCCAGUUUUACGAUGGGGAUCAGGCCGGUGAGAAGCUGUUGUUUGAUGCCUCAAGCAGUUCUAUCCUAUCUCUCAGUAACAAGGGCAAGGGCGUGGAUGGCGACUCGUCGGUGCUCCUGAGCAGAGACUCUGAGGACUCGGAUGAUCUCCUCAUUCAAGAAGAUUAUUACGACCGCGGCGAUUCCAAGGACAGCAAGGCCAAGGUGUGGAACUCGAGAAGAAACACUCACGACAGAGCGCUGCGGGAGCUGGUCAAGCGAUGUCCCCUGAAGGCCUCGGUGAGAGGUGUGCAUGUGAUCUGGAAUCUCUUUGACGGCUACGAUUGGACCCGUACGCGAGAUGUCAUCACAAAAGCAGUACAGGAGGUUGAGGCCAAGGCGUAUGAGCGACAAGCCCAGUACAAUGUGUAUGAGCAAGAGCUUGAGGAUGAGGAAGCGAUCGGGGACUUCCUCUUCAACUCGAUAUACAUCGGCAUCCCUGCCAAUCGCGAUCCUCAGGAGCUGGCUCGAGCCAUCAAUGAAGGUUUGAACGAUCAUCUGACUGAGACGGAGUCAAUCGCUACCACGGCCUUCACAUCGUCAACGAACCGAACUGUCCGCUCCCGUCAGCCGAAAUCGAAGCGACUCAAGCUCAAGCGUAGCAAGCACCACAAGAUCACCUUCGAGCUGCAGGGCAUCGACGUGGACUUGUUCGCUUACCCUCCUGACUCUGGCGAAACGGUUAACUGCAUCGACCUCCGCGUGAACAACCUGGAUAUUUUCGAUCAUGUUCCAACAUCGACAUGGAAGAAGUUUGCUACAUAUGAUCAAGACAUGGGCGAGCGAGAGAUGGGCACGAGCAUGGUUCACCUGGAGCUUCUCAACAUCAAGCCACAGCCAUCUCUCGAGGCAUCCGAAAUCGUCCUGCGAGCAACUCUUCUACCCUUGCGACUACACGUUGACCAAGACGCCUUGGACUUUAUUACGCGCUUCUUUGAGUUCAAGGACGAGAGCGUGCCCGUCCACACAUCUAAGAGCGAUGUGCCGUUCAUCCAGAGGGCCGAGAUCAAUGCUAUUCCAGUCAAGCUGGACUUCAAGCCCAAGCGAGUCGAUUAUGCCGGCCUCAGGUCCGGGCACACAACUGAGUUCAUGAAUUUUAUCGUUCUUGAAGAGGCGAGGUUGACGCUUCGGCGAGCGAUCGUUUAUGGUGCGAUUGGCUUUGACAAGCUGGGUAAGACUCUCAACGAUACCUGGAUGCCCGAUGUCAAGGCGAAUCAGCUUCCUGGUGUCCUGGCUGGUCUCGCCCCUGUCCGCUCGAUCGUCAACGUCGGCAGCGGCUUCAAGGAUCUUGUAGAAAUUCCUCUGCGCGAAUACAAGAAGGAUGGUCGUGUCGUUCGCAGCAUUUCCAAGGGUGCUACCGCCUUUGCUCGCACAACAGGCACAGAGCUCGUGAAGCUGGGUGCCAAGCUAGCUGUGGGCACUCAAUACGCCCUCCAAGGCGCCGAGGGCAUGCUCUCAGAUCCACAGCAGGCGUAUGAUGGCUGGGAUGAGGAUGAUUUCGACGAGGAGGACAAGAGACAGAUUUCGCUCUAUGCAGACCAGCCCACAGGAGUCAUCGCUGGUAUCCGAGGCGGAUAUCGUUCCCUUGCUAGGGACGUCAACGUCGUUCGCGAUGCCAUCAUCGCAGUGCCGGGCGAGGUCAUGGAAAGCUCGUCUGCGACGGACGCAGCAAAGGCUGUUUUGAAGCGAGCACCGACUAUUCUCUUCCGACCUGCUGUUGGUGUUUCCAAGGCGCUGGGUCAGACACUGAUGGGAGCGACCAAUUCGAUUGAUCCACACAACAGACGACGCAUUGCCGAGAAGUACAAGAAACCUUGA